UUUUUCAUAAUAGUGAGAGAUAGAGUCGAUAACUAUGGAGAGAACAACGAACUUAUGGGUUUGGUUUAGUCUUAUGAUUUUCUUAGGAAUCUCUAUUAAUGGAGGUCUUUCUCAAAGACAGCAACAUGUUAUGAAGAAGACACGUUCUUCUGCAGUUGUAGUCGGAACUGUCUACUGUGACACUUGUUUUAACGAUGCCUUCUCGAAAUCACACAACCACUUAAUCCCAGGUGCUUUAGUUGCAGUGGAAUGCAUUGACGAGAACUCGAAACCGAGUUUCAGACAAGAAGUGAAAACAGACAAGCGCGGCGAAUUCAAAGUGAAGCUACCAUUCUCUGUGAGCAAACAUGUGAAGAAGAUCAAGAGAUGCUCUGUGAAGUUGCUAAGUAGCUCACAGCCUUACUGUUCUAUAGCUUCGUCCGCUACUUCUUCUUCUCUCAAACGCCUUAAAUCAAACCAUCAUGGAGAGAAUACUAGGGUUUUCUCUGCAGGGUUCUUCACUUUCAGACCCGAAAACCAACCAGAGAUUUGUAGCCAAAAACCUAUCAAUCUCCAGGCGUCCAAGCCUCUUUUACCGGAUCCUUCAUUCCCUCCAGCGAUCCAAGAUCCUCCUAAUCCUUCCCCUCUCCCGAAUCUCCCCAUCGUUCCUCCUCUUCCGAACUUACCUCUUCCGGACUUACCUCUUCCUCAAGUUCCUCCUCUUCUUCCCCCAGGACCACAGAAAUCAUCUUCCUUGCAUAACAAGAAAUCUGAUUCCUUGAAAGACAAGAAAACUGAAGUACUAAAACCCGAUUUCUUCCUUCCGCCAAACCCGUUAAACCCGCCAUCUAUCAUCCCUCCAAACCCUCUAAUUCCUUCUAUCCCAACCCCAACUCUCCCUCCAAACCCGGUCAUUCCUUCUCCCCCAACUCUCCCUCCAAUCCCAUUAAUCCCUUCUCCCACAACUCCAACUCUCCCUCCAAUUCCGCUAAUUCCUACUCCCCCAACUCCAACUCUGCCACCGCUUCCAACAAUUCCGACUCUUCCACCUCUUCCACUUCCACUUCCACCUGUCCCAAUCGUAAAUCCGCCUGCACUACCGCCACCGCCUUCUUUCCCUGUUCCGCUCCCUCCGAUCCCUCUCAUCCCUGGAAUCCCUCCGGUUACACCUUCCUUUUCUAGUCACCAUCAACCUUAAAUUCAGCAAUCCUUUCCUCACAUUUCCAAUUAUGUAAUCUAUAUGUAUCAUCCUGUUUAAAUUAUGUUUUCCUCUGCAUUUUCACUUGUUGGCUUCUUGUUAUUUUAAUAAAUAUUGUUUGGUUUC
Arabidopsis arenosa is the source of this 1303-nucleotide messenger RNA. The record is from the annotation of a GenBank genome assembly. Lineage: Eukaryota; Viridiplantae; Streptophyta; Magnoliopsida; Brassicales; Brassicaceae.